CACCAGCACCAGCACCAGCCUUCCCUCGUUUCGCAACAUCGGGCUGCUGCCACCAAAAACAGCCUUUCCGCCCUUUUCUUUGUGCAUCCCUACGCCCAUUCCCUCAUAGACUUUGGACCCUGUGCGCCCAAAGUUUCCGAUCACCGCUGGUCUAACCACCGCUCUUUUGCUGAAUUAGGCCGUGGGGCUUUCGCUCGCAAAGGGGGCACUCGUCACUUCGCAGGCCCGCUCAGCUUACGCCCACGCCGCACGCUCGUCCGAGGUCCGGCCCUGCCGCCAGCCGACGCCGACGCAGCCAUGUCUAGCUUUGGGGACGGGCCCAAGGUCACCGUCAUUCCAGGUACGAGACACCCUACAUAAACCUCAUCCUUCUCCGCACCUCUCUCCACAUCCCCUUUCUCCGAUCGAGCGUUUGAUUCCGGUCGUCAAUAUCGAAACAAGAGCCGCCUGCAAGAGCAAGAUCUGCAACCAUGCCUCGCAAGAAGAGCUCGGCCCGGUCCAAGUCGCCAUCCAAGAGGCAGCCCGUAAACAAGUUCAGCAAUCCUCAGCUCGCUUCGCAGUCAGUCGAGUCCGGGAACAGCAAGAUUAAUGUCGUAGCAGAAGCUCCGGAGCUUGGGCCACCAAAGCCCGCGGCCGACGACAGCCAGCGGCCUCCCGCUGAGAGGCGGGAAUCCGGCAAUGAGCACAGUGCUGCCGGCCUAGACGACACCACGAACAAACAGACUCGACCACAUCGACGGUCACCCUCUGCUGCGAGGAGCAGUGGCAGCAGAGCGGGGGAGUCCGAGGGCAACGACCAUGCCGCGGAUCCUGAGAAAGGCUUUGGAAGCGAAGGAACUGCCGACGAGACUCUUGUCGACGGAUUCGAUGUCGACAGGUCCGAUUCCACAAGCGUAAAGGCCAUGAGCGACGACAGCUAUCCGCGUAUCACUCUGGCAGCCCAUGGCCGCAGGAACAGCCAUCGCUUUGGAUUAAAGGCCGGAGGCGUCCGCUUUGCUCCUCUCCAGGUACCCUUCCAACGUCGCCUCCAGACGGGCGCUGUGUUGUUCCACGGACUGUCCAUCCUCACAUUCGUCUCGGUAUUCUUCUUCCUCGCGGCGAUUCCUUUUACCUGGCCCUUGCUGGUUCCUUAUCUUAUCCACCUCUCGCUGUCCAGUGUCGCCUCAAACGGCAACCUGACGUACCGUUCAGAAUGGCUCCGUUCGCUUCCCAUCUGGAAGUUUUUCGCAGAGUACUAUCCCGCCGAACUUCACAAGACGCAUGAUCUGCCACCCACCCGGAAGUACAUUUUUGGUUACCACCCUCAUGGAAUCAUCUCCCACGGCGCUUUUGCUGCGUUUGCGACGAACGCGCUCGGCUUCGCAGAGAAAUUUCCCGGUAUCACCAACUCCUUGUUGACUCUUGACAACAACUUCCGAAUCCCCUUUUACCGCGACUACAUCCUGUUCAUGGGUGUCCGAUCGGUGUCUAAGGAGUCGAUCUGGAACACGAUGAGCAAGGGCGGCACGAAUGGAGAGGGAAUGGGACGGGCCGUGACCAUCGUCGUCGGUGGUGCCAGGGAGUCGCUGGAGGCUCAGCCCGGUACCCUCAGGCUGAUUCUCAAGGGUCGCAAAGGCUUCAUCAAGAUGGCUCUGCGGACCGGGGCCGACCUCGUGCCUGUCCUGGGCUUCGGCGAGAAUGACCUCUACGACCAGCUUAGCCCGAGGACUCACCCCUGGGUGCACAACUUUCAGAUGUUUGUGCUCCGCGUUUUCAAGUUUACUCUCCCGGCUCUGCACGGACGGGGCAUUCUCAACUACGACGUGGGCAUGAUGCCUUACCGCAGACCCUUGAACAUCGUUGUGGGCAAGCCCAUCAAGAUGACGACAUCCCCUACCGCUCAACCCUCGCAGGAAGAGAUCGACCGGUACCACGGCCUGUACGUAGCUGAGUUGCAGACGAUUUGGGACACCUACAAAGAUCAGUUCGCGCCCGAGCGAAAGGCCGAGCUUCAGUUCAUUGCCUAAGCGACAUCUCGACGAUUCUACACCAAUUGUCUAUUUUCUUAUGUAUCCAUUUCUGGGGCGGGCAAGUUUGGUAUUUUCGCAUUGUCUACCUCGCGGCGGAAUGAUGGUUGGAUUUGGCGUCGGGAGGACCACAUGGAAAAGGGGGUUGGAAGACUGGACAAGCACCAAGCAACUGUGUAAGCAUCGAUUGAUAGGCAGAUGACAAAUCUAAAUCACUCGAGCUCAUUUGAACUCCUGAAAUCA
Molecule: messenger RNA, 2249 nt
Organism: Colletotrichum destructivum
Lineage: Eukaryota; Fungi; Ascomycota; Sordariomycetes; Glomerellales; Glomerellaceae
Product: Putative diacylglycerol acyltransferase
Exons: 2
Coding region: 471-2006 (511 amino acids)
Biological process (GO): triglyceride biosynthetic process
Cellular component (GO): endoplasmic reticulum membrane
Molecular function (GO): diacylglycerol O-acyltransferase activity
Source: RefSeq, a predicted model, not a curated record